UACUCAGUAAAAAAAUGAUGUUAGAGCCUAAUUCAGUAGAGUACUAAAGGACAGAAUAAAGUCAUGUUGGUGAUUUUGUUCUUUUCUUCACUUCUAUCAGUGUGCUCGCCACGUGUUAAACGCGCAAUCCCGGGGAAUGUUCCGAGCUUUGAAUCCCGGAGCCGAACCUUCAGUAUCGUGAAGGGAGGAAAUGCUGUACUAGACUGCAGGAUAAAAAACCUUCAAGACUUUGUAGUAGUCUGGAGCAGGGGGGAGAGAAUUAUAUCAGCUAACCGUAUGCUGGUGAGAAAGGAUGGACAAGUGAGACUAACUGCAGAUUAUGGUCUUGAAGUUUUAGAGGUUGACCCCAAAGACAGCGGCGAAUAUGUCUGUCAGAUUGAUGUUUACGGAGAUCCUAUAUCUAUCAAGCAUACACUAAAUGUUAUCGUUCCUCCUGAGAUCACGAGCUGGAACAACUCCAUCAAGGGGAACUCAGGGGACAUGUUGACCCUCAGCUGUUCAGCUGAAGGAGAUCCACCUCCAUCCAUAUCAUGGACACAACACUCAACAUCAAGGAUAAUACCCAGUGCCCCUAAUGGUUAUGGUAAGGGGCUGCUAGGUCCCUUGACGCGGCACGAUGCUGGAAUUUAUAUCUGUACUGCACAAAACCAGUUUGGGCAGAAAACAGAACAAAUGACCAGAGUGGAAGUUCUAUAUCCUCCCGAAGUAAGCAUAGAAGAAAACUGGAUACUAAGAGAACAAGGAGUUUGGGAGGUGGAGCUGGUCUGCUCUGUACUAGCUCAUCCACCCGCCCAGAUUGCAUGGUAUCAGGCCCCUAAACGUCGGUUAUCAACAGAUGAUCAGAUGUUACUGGAACGUAAAGGAGAUAGACUGAUAUUAAAUAUUGAACGCCUGGAGAAGAAGUUCUUUACAAACUUCAGCUGUGAGGCAGACAACCCUCUUGGCAAAUCCAGUGCAGCGAUUGCAUUAACAGGAGCCCCUCGAACUCCGAAGUUCACGAUGACCCAGCCCAACAUCCUGCCAAGGACUAGAGAGUUCAACGUCAGCUGGACAACGGAUAGUUUUGCGCCGGUCACGGACUAUUUCCUGUACUACAGGAAAAAUAAGGCUGGUACAGCUAAAGGAGAUCGGGGCUGGAACGAGGUUGCUAUUCCGGUAACAACUCUUGGAGCAGGGAUGAACUACAAGGGUUACUAUGUGAUUAAGAACCUGGAGAAUCGUGUUGUUUAUGAUGUAAUAGUUCGAGCACAGAACAUGUUUGGAAUCUCCUCAAAAUCUGAUCUCUUCAAUUUCUAUGUUAAAGGUGUUGAUGAAUCCCCACAGCAGUUAACAGUGGUAAAAUCUGAAUCAGAGAUUGAGCCUGAAUUCCCUCUGCUGCAACCAGACACAGGUUCUGCUUCCAGAUCAUCUCUUCUCUCCAACCCGUCGCACCUACUCAUCUUGAUACCAAUAUUUAGUAUGAAUACAAUGAGAUACUUAUAAAACCGUGCUCUAUGUUGUACAAAUUUUGUAUAUUCUAUAAAUUAUGAAUAUUAUUAUUAGCGCUUAAACAGUAACUGUUAUCCCAACUACAACGUUAAAAGCAUGUUUAAAUGCUUGGGAAAAAAACUAGUAAAGAUUUAAUCUUGACAAUAAGACCAAUAAAACCAAUUUUUGCUAAAGUAAAUAAAAAAAAAAUGUCAA
Messenger RNA from Eurytemora carolleeae, 1683 nucleotides. RefSeq names its product neuronal growth regulator 1. Lineage: Eukaryota; Metazoa; Arthropoda; Copepoda; Calanoida; Temoridae. The transcript is spliced from 12 exons. Bases 64 to 1482 code for a protein of 472 amino acids. Gene Ontology annotation, molecular function: protein binding. The record is from RefSeq and is a predicted model, not a curated record.